This is a messenger RNA of Aspergillus brunneoviolaceus CBS 621.78, 1743 nucleotides long. Its product is annotated as glycerol kinase. The coding region runs from base 1 to 1743 and encodes 580 amino acids. Gene Ontology annotation, cellular component: mitochondrion. Gene Ontology annotation, biological process: glycerol metabolic process; glycerol-3-phosphate biosynthetic process; triglyceride metabolic process. The transcript is spliced from 4 exons. NCBI's taxonomy places the organism in Eukaryota, Fungi, Ascomycota, Eurotiomycetes, Eurotiales, Aspergillaceae. The record is from RefSeq and is a predicted model, not a curated record. Gene Ontology annotation, molecular function: glycerol kinase activity.
AUGAGGAACCCCUUUGAUAUGUCAGACCUCGACGCACUCGUCGAGGAACAACAAGAACGCCAGCAGAGUUAUGCGGACCUUCAUACUCACCAGUCGCAUGAUGGCAAUCGCUCUCUGUUGCAAAAUGAGCAGCGUCGCGGCGAUAACCUCAAGGACCGCUUUAUCGGUGCUAUCGACCAGGGUACUACGAGUUCCCGCUUUAUCAUUUUCGACUGCACGGGUGUUCCCGUGGCCAAAUACCAGAUGGAAUUCCGUCAGAUCCACGAGCGCUCAGGAUGGCACGAACAAGAUCCUUUCGAACUCGUCGAUUCGGUCUACACCUGUAUCGAAGAAGCGAUGAAGACUUUCCUCGCUCUGGGUCACUCCCGGGACGAGAUCGAGGCGAUCGGCAUCACCAGUCAACGUGAGACGGCACUUUGCUGGGACUGGGAGACCGGUGAGCCACUGCACAACGCGAUUGCCUGGCCGGAUACCCGCACCACUGGCUUGGUGCGAGAACUCAAGGCCAAGAAGGGCGCAGAGGACUUGUCGAAGAUUUGCGGUCUUCCGCUGUCCACCUACCCCUCUUCCGUAACGUUGAUGUGGAUGCUCCGCAAUCUGCCCGAAGUGAAGAAGGCCUACGAUGAGGGCCGCCUUGCAUUCGGUACGGUCGACACAUGGCUCUUGUAUAACCUGAACGGUGGUCCGGAAGGUGGCCGCUUGGUGACCGACGUUUCCAAUGCCUCGCGAACCAUGUUCAUGAACCUCGAGACCCUUGACUAUGACGAUCGCCUGCUGGAAUUCUUCGAACUGGAUCGGAAUAAGAUCCGCCUCCCCAAGAUUAUCCCCUCGUCCGACCCCGAAGGGUUCGGGUGGGUCCGGUCGGGGCCGCUGGACGGCGUUCCCAUCACCAGCUGUCUGGGUGACCAAUCCUCCGCCCUGGUCGGCCACUGUGCUUUUACUCCAGGCUCGGCCAAGAACACUUAUGGUACUGGAUGUUUCCUUCUCUACAAUGUCGGAGAGAAGCCUGUCAUUUCGAAACACGGCUUGCUGGCCACCGUGGGCUUCCAAUUGGGCAAGAACCGGAAACCAGUCUACGCUUUGGAAGGUAGUGUCGCUGUCGCCGGAAGUGGUAUCUCCUUCCUGAUGAACAACAUGGGUUUCUUCCGUGAUUCGCGCAAAGUGAGUGAGGUGGCAGCGAGUGUGCCUGAUAGCGGUGGUUGCGUGUUCGUCACUGCUUUCAGUGGUCUGUUUGCUCCCUACUGGAUUGACGAUGCCAAGGGUACCAUCUUUGGUAUCACCCAGCACACUCAACGUGGGCACAUUGCCCGCGCGACCAUGGAGGCCGCCUGUUUCCAAACGAAGGCCAUCUUGGAUGCCAUGGAACUGGACAGCGGACACAAAUUGACGGAGUUGGCCGUUGAUGGUGGUAUGAGUAAUUCCGACAUCUGCAUGCAGACCCAAGCCGAUAUCAUUCAAAUCCCCAUCGAACGACCGGCAAUGCACGAAACCACGGCGCUGGGCGCCGCCAUCGCCGCCGGCUUCGCCAUCGACGUUUGGAAGGACUUCAGCGAAUUGAAGGACAUGGACCGUGCCAACCGCACCACCUUCGUGCCCCACGUCACCCCCGCCCACAGCCGGAAGAUGUACCGACAAUGGACCAAGGCGGUCGAGAUGUCCCGCGGUUGGCUGGACACGAACGAGGAGAACGACGAAGGCGAAGAAGAAUCCGAGCAAAAAGAACAACAAGCCCUCAAGCACUGA